GAUGUGAUGUCACUAAUAUCCACCCGCUCCCCGAGAUCUGCCUCGGCGUUACAGCCAAUUGCGGUUCUCCUCUUCGCUGCUGGCGGUUCACGCCCCUUAACUGACGUCGACGAGUCUAUAUAAGCGCUGGCGCAUCGCUCAGUCCGCCAUUCCAGGCUGCGUCGACAGGUGUCACUGUCUCCAUGAAUAUUCUGGGUCCUCUCAACGUUUCAACAAUCACUUGGACAAUAGUCAGAGAAUAAUAAGCUCAGGAAACAGCAGCAGGUUCCCUCUCUGGAUGAGACUGAAGAUCAUUGCCUCAGGAAGCCUCAUCACUUACAUCAUAUUUUGCCCCCUCCCCUUAUACCAUUGUGCCGCUUUUUAUAAAAAAAAGAAAAACAAACCCCAAAGCAAAUAAGGGUGCUAUAGUAUCUAGAUUAAUGGUAAAUGUGAAUGAAGGCCAAAUAAUUUGUCUUUCCAUGUGAAAGAUCACCCUAUAUUCUUAUACCCGUCCUACUCACAUAUAUUUUUUUUCUACCAUCGUUACUUUAAAACGAGGACAUAUUGGGUGGUUUCCACCACUGAGUAAAGAUAACGCCCUUUAUAAGAUGGCAGCCACAGCUCUUUUCAUGUGGCUGCAAAGCAAAGGCACAUUGUCCGCUUAAAGGAUAUAUGACCCCUCCCCCCCAGCACUUUUUUCUUUUUCUUCCAUUUUUAGCCCAAUACCUACGUACGACGCACAGGAGCAGAGUUUUGGAUAUUCACUAACACUAUGGGGUCGGGACCUAUAGACCCACACGAGCUCUUGAAGGGGCUAGAAUGUUUCUUGGGGCAAGAUGGAGAAGUGAAAGCACUUAAUGGAAUGGCAAAAAUUUUCAACUUGAUGAAAGAGUCUAGAAAAAUGGUGAGCUGGUGUAUCUACUUAAACAUCGUCCUCCAAACGAAUUCCCCCGAAGUUCUCGCCAAGUUUAUUCGGGUUGGCGGGUACAAGCUGCUGAACAGUUGGCUAACGUAUGCCCGAACCGGUAACAACAGCCCACUGCUCCACCAGAUUCUUCUAACACUUCAACAUUUACCUCUGACUGUGGAUCACUUAAAAGAGAAUAACACAGCAAAACUAGUCAAGCAACUGAGCAAAUCCAGUGAAGAUGAAGAGCUUCGGAAGUUAGCGGGGAUUUUGGUCAGUGACUGGAUGGCAGUUAUCCGAACCCAGAGCAACCUUAUUCCUGCAGAAAAGGAGAAAAAGAAGAAGAAAGAGGAUACAAAAGGGCGAUCGCCCGUUCAUGAUAAAACCACUGAGGCAAAAGUGGAGUCCCGCAUAGAAGAUCAAGGCGAUAGGAAGCGGGAGAAGCCCAAGAUUCAGCGCACUACAGCCCCAAGCCAUGCAAAGUUCAGGUCUACCGGUCUUGAAGUUGAAGCACCAUCACUUGCCCCCAUCAAGAAACCAGCAGCACCUGUUCCAGUAAUAUCUGACAAAUACUUGAAACCCGUCCCUGUAAAGAGGCAGAGUUCGGUUCCAGCUCCCAGUGACGCAGCUCCUGCUGAAAAGAAAUACAAACCUCUCAAUACUACACCAAAUACUGCCAAGGAGAUCAAAGUCAAGAUCAUUCCUCCACAACCCAUGGAAAGUUUAGGGUUCCUCGAUGCACUCAAUUCUGCCCCUAUACCUGGAAUAAAAAUUAAAAAGAAGAAGAAAGCAGUUUCUCCAACUAAUAACAAGUCUAGUCCAUUUGAUAUCAAGUCUCAAGGAGAGACGAACAGCGCCACUAAACCACCUUCACCGGAACAAGAAGCCCCAGUUGAGGGAAUGGACGUGGAGAGACCAGGAACUCCAGUUCCCGCUGUUGAGGUUCCGGAACCCAUGGAAACAUCUGCUCCAGCUACUGCACCAACCGAAGUCAAACCCAGUGAACCAGAAGCCCCGCAAUUGACCAAAAAGGGGAAAAAGAGAAAAACAGUCAGCUGGCCUGACGAGAGCCACCUUCGGGAGUACUUCUACUUUGAGUUGGACGAAACGGAAAGAGUCAAUGUAAAUAAGAUCAAGGACUUUGGUGAAGCCGCCAAACGAGACAUGCUAAUGGACCGUCAAGCUUUUGAAAACCACCGUCGACUUAGUCAUGAUGCCAUGGAAGAAGUCAUACCCUGGGUAGCUCCACGGCCCCUGCUCCUCCCCGGAGCCCUUGUUCAAGUUGGCACCAACAGCACUGAGAAGCACACGCAAGCAGAGCGGGAGAUGGGUAUUCUUCAGGAAAUCUUUCUGUCUAAAGAGAGCGUUCCUGAUACUCCACAUGAACCGGACCCUGAGCCAUAUGAGCCGUCACCCCCAAAACUUAUACCACUUGACGAGGAUUGUUCCAUGGAUGAUAGUGCAUAUGUUGAAACCAUGGACCAGAGUGGGGCUUCUCAGUCUCCAGACUUGUCUGGUGGUGCUAAAUUGCCUCCUGUGCUUGCAAACUUAAUGGGCAGUGUGGGAAAUCCGAAGGCACAAGCUAACCCAUUGCCAGGCACCAUGCAAGAGAUCCUGACCUCCAUUAUGGGUGCCCAGAGUAAUGCAAACCCAGAGGACCUGAUGAAGCAACCCGAUUUUUCUGAUAAAAUGAAACAACUACUUGGAACACUACAGAGUCAGAACCAGCCGCCACCACCAGGACCAGUUGGACCUGGAUUACCCGUACCAGUGCCUGCCAACAAUGGCUUUCCGCCACCAGUACCAAAAAACCCACCCCAGCAGCCGCCACCACAACACUACCCUCCACCGGGACCUGCUGGGCCAUACCCAGGUCCACAUGGACCACCGGGUGGUCCACGAAUGAUGGGUCCACCUCCUCCCCAACGUGACAGUUACUGGGAACCCCCACCCAAUGAUAUGGGAGGUGAACACCAUGAAAAUAUGAGAGGUAGAGGUGGUGGAAUGAGAGGAGACAGAGGAUAUCCACCUCCAUUCCACAGGAGCAGAGGUGGCCGAGGAGGUGACCCAGGAUACAGAGGACGAGGUGGAAGAGGAGGAGACAGGGGGCAUCCUGGAAGAGGAAGGGAUGGACCUCAUGGCAUGGAACAUAGGGGUUAUGGUGAACAUAGAAAUCACGGUGGAGAGCAUAGAGGACCUGUGCAUGGUGGAGAUAUGUCUUGCCGCCCUGUGUGUCGUCACUUUAUGAUGAAAGGAAACUGUCGAUACGAAGAUGGUUGUGCCUUCUACCACCCGGGCAUUAAUGGGCCCCCUCUGCGUUAAUCACCAAAGGCCAUUUUAAACAGUGUUUACCAGGAAGAAAACGAACAAACCAUUUGAAGAUUUUUGUUGGAUUUUUUUUUCUUUUUUUAUUAUGGCUUCUGUGAGGCCUACAUCUCUCCCUCUGCAUGAACAAUUUUGAGGAAGGAGAAAAUAAUUCCAUCUGCCUCACUUUUGACUUACUUGAAUACUAACAAGCCCUACAUAGACAUUGCAGGGUGGUCUUGGAAUUCUUAUUUAUUCCGUUGCUGAUAAACUAAGAGGGAGAGAAAUGUACAUUUAGUCCCUCGUACGAAGGAUCAACAAAUUAGGUGGAAGCCAAGAGGGCUGCGGAAGAUCUAUUGCGACCUAAAAAAAACCACUGCACGAGUACAGAAGACAAGCACGGUGCAAUGAGAUGAGACCUCUCGUUUUUUGAGGCGUCUUUAUCUUCUCGCUGUCCCCAUGCUACUAUUCCCAUCUCGUUUGAUUUCACAGUGACUUUGUCCCUCCAACUCAUUUCUGUGCUUCCAACAUUUGUCAUUCUGGCCUUUGCCAAAACCGUCUAUUCCUACGUUGAGUUCCUGAAAACACUAAAUCUGUACUAUGUGGCUCAGUGUUGUCUUCUGCUGUGCCAACUAAUCUCAUUUUGAUGGGUUCCAUCGUAACUUUAUAGAACAGUGUGCCGCAAAUUCAGUAUGAUACUCACUGAUUUACCCUUACACUAAUGUGGAGAUCUCCCCCCGAAGCUUGCAUUGUGGUGGACUAGCUACUGGUGUUGGAAACCACUGAAUUUGUUUUUGUUUUGGGUUUGUUUUUUAUUUUAAUAUAUAUAAUAGUAAACUGUAUAACGAUGCUGAGCAUCUGUACAAUGUAUAUACAGUGGAAAUGCUGCUCUGUUUAGUGAUGCAGCGUAUAUAGAGAUAAUGAACAUGCUAAGUAUUUAUACUGUUGCAGCACACAAGCAAGGAGUUAUUGCUGUUAAUCAGAAUACAUUGCCGUUCCAAUACCACUUCAGUACAGUUUUUGUCAUUACACCCAAAAGUAUAUUUAAAUACAGUAUUACCAGGGCAAACGCUGAUCUUUGUAUUCAUUGACAUCCACAGGAUGGGGGAAAGGGCUCCCGAGUCCUAUUCUGUAAACUUGUUUUCUGUGAAAACUGUCCAAGAAUAUAUUGAGUUUCUUUUAAUUGUUACUUACUUUUUAUGGGUCCCCUGAGGGAUUCCUAGAAUCUUUAUUUUUUUUUUUUUUGUACACUUUGUAAAUGAUGAUAAAUAAACCCAGUGCGAAGGUGAA
This is a messenger RNA of Pseudophryne corroboree (corroboree frog), 4480 nucleotides long. It is a transcript of the gene PPP1R10, whose product is annotated as protein phosphatase 1 regulatory subunit 10. Gene Ontology annotation, molecular function: metal ion binding; protein phosphatase 1 binding. The transcript is spliced from 20 exons. The coding region runs from base 752 to 3208 and encodes 818 amino acids. Gene Ontology annotation, cellular component: chromatin; nucleus; PTW/PP1 phosphatase complex. The record is from RefSeq and is a predicted model, not a curated record. Lineage: Eukaryota; Metazoa; Chordata; Amphibia; Anura; Myobatrachidae.